Cynocephalus volans (Philippine flying lemur) is the source of this 5432-nucleotide messenger RNA. It is a transcript of the gene MYOM1, whose product is annotated as myomesin 1. The record is from RefSeq and is a predicted model, not a curated record. The transcript is spliced from 37 exons. Gene Ontology annotation, molecular function: kinase binding. Lineage: Eukaryota; Metazoa; Chordata; Mammalia; Dermoptera; Cynocephalidae. The coding region runs from base 196 to 4908 and encodes 1570 amino acids.
AUUCUGCUGCCUGACCACAUGCAUUAUUUUUGAACUGGCCCCAGGGUCCUGUCUUCAGCCCUGCCUCUUAACUCUUUUCUUGGAUUCAACCUAGGUAUAGUUUUCAUUCUCUCAUCCAGCUCUUCAGCCGCAUCGGAACAUUCCCACCACCAUUACUCCUUUGGAAACUGGUUGCCUGUUUCCCUCCAGGGGCACAUGAUGUCUUUGCCUUUUUAUCAGAGGUCCCACCAGCACUAUGAUCUCAGCUACCGCAACAGGGACCUCCGCACCACCAUGAGCCAGUACCAGCGGGAGAAGAAACGUUCUGCCAUCUACACCCAUGGCUCCACGGCCUACAGCAGCCGCUCCUCUGCGGCACACCGCCAGGAGUCGGAGGCCUUUAGUCAGGCGGCCACCUCCUCCUCCCAGCAGCAGACCUCUCAGGCCUACAGUCUCGGGACCACACAGCACUCCCUCGGGUCUGAAGUCAGCCAGAAGGCAGUCUCAGCCCAUGAUUACGGUUACUCCCACGGACUUACAGAUUCCAGUCUGCUGUUAGAAGAUUAUUCAUCCAAGUUGAGUCCCAAAACAAAGAGAGCCAAGAAGAGCCUUUUGUCUGGAGAGGAGAAAGAAAAUCUGCCAAGCGACUACAUGGUGCCUAUUUUCUCAGGACGUCAAGUGCAUGUGAGUGGAAUUACAGAUACAGAAGAAGAAAGAAUUAAAGAAGCUGCUGCUUAUAUAGCCCAGAGGAAUAUUCUUGCUAGUGAGACAUCUAAACAGUCCACAGCAUCCAAACAGUCCAUGUCAUCCAAACAGUCCACGGCAUCCAAACGGUCCACAUCCAGUCUCCAACAGGAGGAAACCUUUGAAAAGAAGUCAAGGAAAGUUGCAAUUCGAGAAAAGGCAGAACAACUGUCGCUGAAAAAAACAUUAGAAGAAACCGAGGCAUAUCAUGCAAAGUUGAAUGAAGAUCAUCUUCUCCACGCCCCUGAAUUUAUUAUUAAACCUCGCUCCCACACGAUUUGGGAGAAAGAGAAUGCAAAGUUACACUGCUCCAUAGCAGGCUGGCCGGAACCUCGCGUCACAUGGUAUAAAAACCAGGUGCCAAUAAAUGUUCAUGCAAAUCCUGGAAAGUAUAUUAUUGAAAGUCGCUAUGGAAUGCACACUCUGGAGAUUAAUGCAUGUGAUUUUGAAGAUACAGCUCAGUACCGGGUCUCAGCAAUGAAUGUUAAAGGAGAGCUUUCGGCAUAUGCUUCCAUCGUGGUAAAAAGAUAUAAGGGAGAGUUUGAUGAGACUCGCUUCCAUGCUGGAGCUUCCACCUUGCCCCUCAGCUUUGCUGUGACCCCUUAUGGUUAUGCAUCCAAGUUUGAGAUCCACUUUGAUGAAAAGUUUGAUGUGUCUUUUGGGAGAGAGGGAGAGACGAUGAGUCUAGGCUGCCGUGUAGUUAUCACUCCUGAAAUUAAACAUUUCCAGCCAGAGAUCCAGUGGUACAGAAAUGGAGCACCUGUUUCUCCAUCAAAAUGGGUGCAAACACAUUGGAGUGGAGAGCGGGCAACACUGACAUUUUCUCAUCUCAACAAAGAAGAUGAAGGCCUCUAUACGAUCCGUGUACGAAUGGGAGAAUAUUAUGAGCAAUAUAGCGCUUAUGUCUUUGUUCGAGAUGCUGAUGCGGAGAUUGAAGGAGCCCCAGCCUCUCCCUUGGAUGUGGUGUGCUUGGAUGCCAACAAAGAUUAUAUCAUCAUCUCUUGGAAACAGCCAGCUGUAGAUGGAGGGAGUCCUAUUCUGGGAUAUUUUAUUGAUAAAUGUGAGGUGGGCACAGAUAAUUGGUCUCAAUGCAAUGACACACCUGUGAAGUUUGCUCGUUUUCCAGUCACUGGACUGAUAGAAGGUCGUUCCUAUAUAUUCCGAGUUCGAGCUGUGAAUAAAACUGGAAUAGGCCUGCCAUCUCGAGUUUCUGAGCCCGUGGCUGCUCUGGAUCCAGCUGAGAAAGCUAGACUUAAAAGUCGCCCUUCAGCACCCUGGACUGGACAGAUCAUUGUCACCGAAGAGGAACCUACAGAGGGUAUUGUUCCUGGGCCCCCCACAGACCUCUCUGUCACUGAGGCCACCCGGAGCUAUGUGGUGCUGAGCUGGAAGCCCCCUGGCCAGCGUGGCCAUGAGGGAAUUAUGUACUUUGUGGAAAAGUGUGAGACAGGAACAGAAAACUGGCAGCGGGUCAACACCGAGCUCCCCGUAAAGUCUCCCCGCUUUGCUCUGUUCGACUUGGCUGAGGGGAAAUCCUACCGCUUCCGAGUCCGCUGUUCUAAUUCAGCAGGAGUUGGUGAGCCCUCGGAGGCAACAGAAGGGACCGUGGUGGGGGAUAAACUCGAUAUCCCCAAGGCCCCUAGCAAAAUCACCCCAAGCAGAGAUACAGAUACGUCAGUGGUCGUCACUUGGGAGGAGCCCAAAGAGGCUAAAGAGCUGGUCGGCUACUACAUAGAGGCAAGCGUGGCAGGCUCUGGCGAGUGGCAGCCCUGCAACAACAAUCCUGUGAAGGGCUCCCGAUUUACUUGUCAUGGAUUGAUGACUGGUCAGAGUUAUGUAUUCCGGGUCAGAGCAGUUAACGCAGCUGGACUUAGUGAAUAUUCCCAGAAUUCAGAAGCUAUUGAAGUCAAAGCUGCUAUUGCGACACCAUCUCCACCCUCUGAUAUCACCUGUCUUGAAAGUUUUCGUGACUCAAUGGUUCUUGGAUGGAAGCAACCAGAUAAUACUGGAGGAGCAGAAAUUACUGGCUAUUAUGUGAACUAUCGCGAAGUAAUUGGUGGGGUACCAGGAAAAUGGAGAGAAGCCAACAUCAAGGCUGUCAGUGACGCAGCAUACAAGAUUAGCAACUUGAAGGAAAACAUGGUGUAUCAGUUCCAGGUGGCAGCCAUGAACAUUGCUGGGUUGGGAGUGCCCUCUGCAGUAAGCAAGUGCUUCACCUGUGAAGAGUGGACCAUUGCCAUUCCAGGACCACCGCACAGUCUCAAGUACAGUGAGGUCAGGAAAAAUUCCCUGGUUCUCCAGUGGAAGCCCCCGCUUCACUCUGGGCGGACUCCAGUCACUGGUUACUUUGUGGACAUGAAGGAGGCAAAAGCCAAAGAUGACCAGUGGCGAGGACUCAAUGAGGCAGCUGUUAAAAGCAAAUACCUGAAGGUGCAAGGGCUGAAGGAGGGAGUCAGCUACGUCUUCCGCGUCCGAGCUAUAAACCAGGCAGGAGUCGGAAAGCCGUCUGACCUCGCUGGCCCUGUUGUAGCAGAAACCCGUCCAGGAACCAAAGAGGUUGUUGUAAACGUGGAUGAUGAUGGAGUCAUUUCAUUGAACUUUGAAUGUGAUCAAAUGACUCCAAAGUCUCAGUUCACCUGGUCCAAAGAUUAUGUGUCCACUGAGGACUCCCCACGAUUGGAAGUCGAAAGCAAGGGCAACAAGACGAAAAUGACCUUCAAAGACCUUGGACGGGAUGACUUGGGGAUUUACUCUUGCGAUGUAACAGACACUGAUGGAAUAGCAUCAAGCUACUUGAUAGACGAGGAAGAAUUGAAACGUUUACUUGCUCUCAGCCAGGAACACAAGUUCCCAACUGUCCCCAUUAAGUCAGAGUUGGCAGUUGAAAUUUUGGAGAAAGGACAAGUCCGGUUUUGGAUGCAGGCUGAGAAGCUGUCUGGCAAUGCCAAAGUCAACUACAUAUUUAAUGACAAAGAAAUUUUUGAAGGGCCGAAAUAUAAGAUGCAUAUUGACCGAAACACUGGCAUAAUUGAAAUGUUCAUGGAGAAGCUACAGGAUGAGGAUGAGGGAACAUAUACAUUCCAGAUUCAAGAUGGAAAAGCAACUGGCCAUUCUACUCUGGUUCUCAUUGGAGAUGUUUAUAAAAAGCUCCAGAAAGAAGCUGAAUUCCAGCGGCAGGAAUGGAUCAGGAAACAAGGUCCUCAUUUUGCCGAGUAUUUGAGCUGGGAAGUGACUGGUGAAUGUAAUGUACUAUUGAAAUGCAAGGUGGCAAAUAUUAAGAAGGAGACUCAUAUUGUGUGGUACAAAGACGAAAGGGAGAUAUCAGUGGAUGAAAAGCAUGAUUUUAAGGAUGGUAUAUGUACCCUGCUCAUAACAGAGUUUUCCAAGAAGGAUGCUGGGAUUUAUGAAGUUAUCCUGAAAGACGACAGAGGAAAAGAUAAGAGCAGAUUGAAGCUUGUGGAUGAAGCCUUUAAAGAACUGAUGACUGAAGUAUGCAAAACAAUUGCUCUGUCUGCUUCAGACCUGAAAAUCCAGAGCACCGCUGAGGGCAUCCGGCUGUACUCUUUUGUUACUUACUACCUGGAUGAUUUGAAAGUGAACUGGUCCCACAAUGGGACUGCUAUUAAGUACACAGACAGACUUAAGAGUGGGGUCACCGGGGAGCAGAUCUGGCUGCAAAUCAAUGAGCCCACACCGAAUGACAAAGGGAAAUACGUAAUGGAGCUCUUUGAUGGCAAAACUGGAUACCAGAAGACAGUGGAUCUCUCUGGACAAGCAUAUGAUGAAGCCUUUGCUGAAUUCCAGAGGUUAAAACAAGCUGCCAUUGCCGAGAAAAAUCGUGCCCGGGUACUGGGCGGCCUUCCCGACGUGGUCACCAUCCAGGAGGGCAAGGCCCUUAAUCUCACCUGCAACGUGUGGGGUGACCCCACUCCGGAGAUCUCUUGGCUGAAGAACGAGAAGGCCCUGGUCGCCGAUGAGCACUGCGUCCUCAAGUUCGAGUCCGGCAAGACUGCCUACUUCACCAUCAACGGCGUGAGCACUAACGACUCGGGCAAGUAUGGGCUGGUUGUGAAGAACAAGUAUGGUUCGGAGACAAGCGACUUCACUGUCAGCGUGUUCAUCCCCGAGGAGGAGGCCAGGAAGGCCAUCUUGGAGUCCCAGAAAGGCGGCCAGAAAUCCAAGUGACCGGCCCAGCAGGUCACAAGGGGAGCAAGGAGAGGCGGCCACUGUGCCCCUGUGCGUGAUCUCGAGUGGUCAAGGCAAGGGACAGGAGGCCUCUUUGCUGUCCUCUGUUUUGUGCUGGCUUGGGAGGGAAAUUGUCAGGUCUUUUAUUUAUAUAAAAAAGCACCAGUUAAUGACACUUCAAUAGUUUUUCUUUAUCUACAAAUUAUGUGUUAAGAAAAUAGCACUGGUGGCACAAAUAUUAGGAAAUGGUUUCAAGGAAAAGUGCAGAAUAAAGUUGGGGGGAGUCGAAGGAUGGGCGGGGAGCAGAAGAAUGUGUUGAGGAGCAGAGUGUGGAUUUGACGAGGCAUUUCCCAGUUGGUUCUCCUGGAUCGGUUAUACUUCAGCUUCCUGACAAAGCCAGGCAAGCUGCUUGUUAGCCGCAGGUCUGUUUCGCGUGCUGUAAUGAGUGCUGUGCAUUGCGGUUGUCAGUCUGUGAUUUGGAACCUGCUCGGUGUGAAUAAACGGUUCUCACACCCUUCCUCUUC